AUGUCUGCUCCGCCACCGCCGACGCCGGCGGGGCCACCACCGAAGAAGGGAAAGGGGAAGAAGAGCACAGACCCAACCGAUGCCUCGAAGCAGAUUGCCGCAAAGAUAGCACAGUUGGAGCUGGAUGCAGCGGGGGAGAAAGACCAGGAAGCGGAAGUUGACCGCGAAGUCAAGAAAGCGAAUCGCGAGCUUUCCCAUAUGCUCUCCACCAUGGACCCGUCUCUCUCACGCCUCGAGGCUGUGCAGAAGAAGUAUACCGAACUUCUUGCCGAGAUGAAGCGCACCGAGCGCGAGCACAACAAGGCGAAGAAACGCGCCGAUCAGCUGCAGAAAGAGAAGGACAAGGGCAUUACAGAUCUAAACAAAGCCACCCAAGCAAAAGAUAAGCUAGAGAAGAUUGCGCGGGACUUCACCAAAGAGAACAAGAAACUCAAGGAGGAGAAUGGCACACUGAAGGAUAUCGAUACGAGAAAGAGGCGGGAGCUCGAAGAGCGGCUUGAGAGAAUGGUCUUGGAUGUGGAAGACGUGAUCAGGUCUAGGGAGGACCCCAAGCCCCAGACGGUGAACGUGGAACAAGACGAAUUGUUCCGACAAAAGUUCAAGUCAUUCGUCGAUCAAUACGAACUGCGGGAACUGCAGUUUCACUCCCUCCUGCGUACGAAGGACCUCGAAAUCCAGUAUCAGAUGGCGAGAUUCGAGGAACAGCGGAAAGCGCAAGAACUGGAAUCAUCGAGAUCGAACCAGCUAACACGUCAAGUCUCAACCUUCUCGCAGACAGAGACGGAGCUGCGGAGCCAACUCAACAUCUAUGUCGAGAAAUUCAAACAGCAGGUGGAAGACACUCUCAACAACUCCAACGAUCUGUUCCUGACCUUUCGGAAGGAGAUGGAAGAGAUGUCGAAGAAGACGAAGCGGCUGGAGAAGGAGAACCAAACCCUGACCAGGAAGCAAGACGCAACGAAUCGCAACAUCCUGGAAAUGGCCGAAGAGCGCACCAGGACGCAAAAAGAGAUGGCUGAUCUGCGCAAGAAGAACGAGAACCUGGAAAAGCUCUGCCGAGGGAUGCAGGCUCAAGGCCGUGGUCAAGUGCCCACCACCGAUCUUGAUGCCGACGAUGAGGGCACGGAGAGCGAGUACGAGUACGACGAUGAGGAUGAGGAUGGUAGCGGCGAAGGAGAGUACGAUGAGGAUACAGAAGAAGAGGCUAUCGAGGUUCGCCCUCGUCCUUUCGGUCCUGUCCCUCCGCCGCCUCCACCACCGUCAGCUAUGCCCAAUGGCAAGGUCAACGGCCCAGCAAACAGGCAGGCAAACGGACAGGUGAAUGGGAUCAAGCACUAG
This is a messenger RNA of Coniosporium apollinis CBS 100218, 1338 nucleotides long. RefSeq lists its product as uncharacterized. The record is from RefSeq and is a predicted model, not a curated record. Lineage: Eukaryota; Fungi; Ascomycota; Dothideomycetes. Gene Ontology annotation, molecular function: syntaxin binding. The transcript is spliced from 5 exons. The coding region runs from base 1 to 1338 and encodes 445 amino acids.